GGUGGUUAAUCUAAAUGUGAUUGGCUAGAUACGAUGAGGACGCGGAAAUCUGUCCCAGUUGGGGCAUUAUUUGGUGGUGCAGCUACCAAGGGAGGCAAGGUGUAUGUGAAAUGCACUCAGCAGUAUUGCGUCUGGCUGUAGUGGCAGUCCCCAUGGGUGUGCUGUUGUCCAGAACCAUGGCCUGGAUGUCCAGCGGCAAGACACAUCCUGAACUCAUCAGUCGACUUCGGGAUCAUGGAGUGAUCCGCAGUGAUUGUGUGUUUGAUGCCAUGCUGGCCACAGACAGGGGAAUCUACUCUGAGGACUACCCUUACUCCGACUCUCCUCAAUCUAUUGGGUACAAGGCAACAAUCAGCGCUCCACACAUGCAUGCACAUGCUCUGGAGGUGUUGAGUGACAAGCUAAUCGAAGGGGCCUCAGCCCUGGAUGUGGGCUCUGGGAGUGGAUAUCUCACUGCCUGCUUUGCUAGGAUGGUGGGGUCCUCGGGGAAGGUGGUGGGAAUCGAGCACAUCAAGGAGCUGGUGGAGGCCUCUGUGAGAAACGUGCAGGCAGAUGACCCAAAGCUACUCUCCUCAGGAUGCAUUAAACUUGUGGUGGGGGACGGAAGGUUGGGCUACCCUGAAGGAGCACCGUAUGACGCCAUCCACGUUGGGGCAGCUGCGCCUACACUCCCCAAAGCUCUCCUGGAGCAGCUGAAGCCUGGAGGGAGGCUGGUUCUCCCGGUGGGUCCAGACGGGGGGACCCAAGUUCUGGAGCAGUACGACCGCCAGCCAGACGGAACCUUCCUCAGAAAAGCCCUAAUGGGGGUCAUCUAUGUUCCCCUCACAGAUAAGCGACGCCAGUGGCCUGGGGGUGAGCUCUGAUUGCAGUGUGGUUGCCCCUGCAGGAAGUGGUGCUGGGGCUGCAAUUCUGGGGUCCCAUAGGACAGUCCAGUCUGAUGCAUAUCAGCCAGAACAUGCCAGCAGCUGCCUGCUCUUCCCUGCCUCUUUG
Messenger RNA from Osmerus eperlanus (European smelt), 990 nucleotides. It is a transcript of the gene pcmtl, whose product is annotated as l-isoaspartyl protein carboxyl methyltransferase, like. The record is from RefSeq and is a predicted model, not a curated record. Lineage: Eukaryota; Metazoa; Chordata; Actinopteri; Osmeriformes; Osmeridae. The coding region runs from base 111 to 863 and encodes 250 amino acids. Gene Ontology annotation, biological process: protein modification process. Gene Ontology annotation, molecular function: protein-L-isoaspartate (D-aspartate) O-methyltransferase activity. Gene Ontology annotation, cellular component: cytoplasm. The transcript has 9 exons.